UUGCUUUGGAGAUAUCAAAAAGUGGUCGCGCUAUGGCAAGUACAUCCCGCUCAGCUGGUGGUACACUGUGCACAUCCUGCGGGGUUUGUUCUGCUAGCAAUCGUCUUUAAGCAGCAGCCUGCCCGCCCGCUUCUGUUUCCCAAUCAUCAUUGCCCGUCAAGAAGCUGCGCCAGACGAUCAGCCGCCACCUGUGUCUUGAUGCUGAGAUAGCCGCCUUUCACGCAUAGGUCUAGAUAAGCCGCAUCGCCCUCAAACAGCAAGUCUAUUGCAAGUCCCGACCCCUGCAAGUUACGCAUACAUCGGUAUCCAUAUCUAGUAGGCGCGGAUCCCGUCCAAGAUUCAUCUCAAACAUUCACGGCUCCCCUCUUAAGCCAGACAAACCACUGCUUGUUUUCAUAUAUCCUCAGCGCUACCACUCCUCUCCAUGCCCCACUCUACCAACGACUCCACUUCGACACAAACGAGGAUGUCAGUCCCGUCGUCCACCUCGACAUGUUCCACACAUGCUUUUCCUAAGCAGGCGGGUGUCGCCAUAGUCGAUGCAAGUGCCGAACCAACCUCACCGUCGGCCUCGCAAUUUUCUUUUGCAUCCUCGCCCCGCUCCGUUCAAGGCAUCGAGCAGAUCACUGCACUUUCGCAGGAACGGCCAGGAACUCGGGGUACUACUGCUUCGCGCCGGGCGCAAUACUACGAGGGCCAGUUCGCUUACAAGGAUGGGACAGCAUCUUCCGCUCGCGACCGCGUGAUCAAAGAUGCACCCAUUGUUGUCAGCCUGAAGACAAAUGUCAUCAUUAAAGACGAAUACACUCUCGUCACCGAUCUCUCACAUCACCUAUCAACACGGUAUCAGAGGCCAGAGGCGUCCAUCAUGAUAACUGUCAACCACUCGGCCUGUCUGCUGCUUGGUGGCUCCUUCGAGCCAACUUACAUACUCACUAUCAAUGCCUUGCCUGUGCAGCUGCAACCUACGACCAACAAGCGCAAUGCUGCCCUGAUACAGAACUUCAUGUGCGAGUCGAUCGGUGUGCCAGCCGACCGGGGCAUUCUCAAAUUUGCCCCGAUUCAGGAGGAGAAUCUGGCUACGAACGGAAUAACCAUUCUUGGCGAGAUCGAGCGCCUGGAGCUUCAGCAUGCAGAGGAGAACGGCGGUGUAAAGCGUGCUUUGACGAAGAACUCGCGAAAACCCGGCGUCACCAAAGCAAAGAGUAGCAAUAUGCUCUCUUCCAAACUGAGCUUCCGAUCUAGUACCAUAGGAAGACCAGUUACCACCUCUCCGCUUCCUCGCCUUGGGGAACACGAUUCCGCAGUAUCCAUAAACGAGAAGAGCGAUGUUGAGACUGCCAAUUUGCACGCAGUCGACAGCAAGAUAAACCAGCAGAAGUCUGCACCGGUUCUGUCCAAACCCAGCAAUCAUCCAGUCCCAACGCCAACUCCUGCAAGCAAGAUCGAAUCAUCUCGAAUGAAGCGCAAGAGUCUACUGAAUAUCUUCCGUCGUUGAGCAACGCAGAGCACACAUCUGGAUUCUGACGGGCCAAGUAGGCCGUUCAAUUACAUAAAAGAUACCUCUCAAAUCAGCACUGCGCCAUAGCCUUGCACGUCACCACUGACCUCGGCCGUAUGAUGUGGAAAACGUGUCACCGUCCCGCAGACCAUCUCGGCUAUUUCCUUACCGCAUUUGUCUGGGAGUGCAUAUGGGCACUGUGGGGGUUUAUUAAUGGCAUAUUCGGAGUCGCAGAGUGAAACAUCGGCAUUACUGGCGUUCUGGGAUCGGGUUCAUGCAUGCCACGGCGGAAAGGCUUCACUACACGGGUUUCCUUGAGUUAUUGCGAUACCCUACUGUAUUUUCAUUUCCACACGCUGUUUGAUUAGAUAGGGAUGAAUCUCACAAUGGGAAUAGUCAAUAAUACAAUUCCAU
Dothidotthia symphoricarpi CBS 119687 is the source of this 1915-nucleotide messenger RNA. RefSeq names its product Tautomerase/MIF. Bases 425 to 1498 code for a protein of 357 amino acids. NCBI's taxonomy places the organism in Eukaryota, Fungi, Ascomycota, Dothideomycetes, Pleosporales, Dothidotthiaceae. Gene Ontology annotation, molecular function: phenylpyruvate tautomerase activity. The transcript is spliced from 2 exons. The record is from RefSeq and is a predicted model, not a curated record.